Symbiodinium pilosum is the source of this 420-nucleotide messenger RNA. NCBI's taxonomy places the organism in Eukaryota, Dinophyceae, Suessiales, Symbiodiniaceae. The record is from the annotation of a GenBank genome assembly.
AUGAUCUCAAGCCAUCUCAAGCCACUGCCCAGGCUGGGAGGUGCUCAGAUCAUCGCGUUCGCGGGCCUCAUUGAGACGACAGGCUUCUUCCAGGCCGCCUCCACCACCGACGGCCGAGGACCUCGGGAGGGCCAGUUCGCCAUGAAGGCAGCCGCUGCGGCCAAGGGCGCCACGGCCACCACGUCGGCUGUUGCUGGCACUGCCGGCGCUGGCUCGCUGUCCAAGGGCGAGGGUGUGGCCGGAAAGAAGGGCCCCAGCCCCUCCUUCGACCCAUCCACGCAAAUUGGGGCCAUGGCUCCUCUCGGAUUUUUUGAUCCGGCCGGCUUUAGCAAGAAGGGUGACGAGGAUGGCUUCCGCACGCUCCGGGCUGCGGAGAUCAAGCACGGCCGCGUGGCCAUGAUGGCAGCACUGGGUGCCGUG